AUGGGUGUUUUGUCGGCUCGUAUUGUAAAACGCGAUAUCAAUUGGAACGGAAACUGGGCUAUGGCUUGUGAUUUCAAUGACAAUGAUCUUUCAAAUGUUCGAAUUGCACCAAACCUUUGUGGUCCAAAAUGUGUUGACACACCAGGUUGUACACAUUUUACUUGGAGUCAAUGGAAUGGUGGGACUUGUUGGAUGAAAAAGGGUCCAAUUUCCAAAAGUAAUGCUUUUUCAACUACUGAUCAAACUAUGGUCUGUGGUGUAGUGACUGAUGGAGGCUCUGGAUCCAGAUCAAAUAAGCGAGGUAUUGCCUGGCCAUUGGAAAAUAAGCAAGAUUCACCGAAUAUUUUUACCGGUGGAAAAAUCUCCUGGGUUUACAAUUGGUCACCUUGGAGAACUGAUAUUGCUGGUGCAGAAUUCGUUCCAAUGUUAUGGAGUACAAAUAGAGGUCAUGAUGGAAAUCAAUUUCUCACUCUAGCAAAAGGUGCAAAGUCUGUUCUUGGUUUCAAUGAACCAGAACGUGGUGAGCAAGCAAAUAUGAGUCCAGUAGACGCUGCCUACGCUUGGAAACAAUAUAUUGAACCUCUAAGAGCUCAAGGUGCUCGACUUGGUUCACCAGCUAUUGCCUCGACUGAUCAAGGACUCAAUUGGAUAAAACAAUUUCUCAAUGAAUUGAAUAAAAUCGGUGGACGAAUUGAUUUCCUUGCUUUACAUUGGUAUGGCCGAGGUGUCGAUAAUUUCAUCAAUUGGAUUACCAGAGUUCGGCAAGAGACUGGUAAUCAAUAUUCUGUUUGGGUUACAGAAUUUGCCUGUACAUCAUGGAAUUCCAAUCAACCCGUAUCUCAACAAGAAGUCAACGACUUUAUGAGACAAAGUAUUGCUCG
Messenger RNA from Rotaria sp. Silwood1, 881 nucleotides. NCBI's taxonomy places the organism in Eukaryota, Metazoa, Rotifera, Eurotatoria, Philodinida, Philodinidae. The record is from the annotation of a GenBank genome assembly.